AUGUUAUCUUAUAGGUUUCAAAAUAAUAAUAUAUUUGCAAGUAAAUCUGCUUCACAGCCCAGAGGUGAUGGAAAUAAAGGAGAUCGAUUUCCUCUGUAUAUUACCAACAUACCAGCUGACAUUGACGAGGUACGUUGUUAUCUGCAUUACCAACAUGUUGAAACUUAUAGAACCAUAAGAAAGUUGUGUAUAACAUCACUAUAGUUGAAAAUUUGAUGAAAUCAAAGGGCGGGCACUUAUUUCCUUAUAACAAAUUUAAAAUCAAACAAGCAAACCAAUGCAGACGCAAGGGAUUUACGGAAGUAAUCUGUUCGUGUUAAAUAUGUUCGUAUUAAAUCUUCUGUGCACCCAUUGCACCUAAAGUCUGCACCCAGAAAGUUGUGCAUACAGAAGGCAAAGUGUGCACUUGCACGUGCUGCACCCGUGGUUCUGACAUCCCUGUAAUUAACAAUAUUUGCUCACUAUAUUCUUAUGUUUAUGCCUAUGUUGUGCCGUAGUGAGGACAGUACGUAAUAAAUUAAUACGUCCCUCUUGUGCUUUUGUUUACGCUUGCGCCGUGGCAAGGCUUUAUAUACAAUAUCUAUCUAUUUUGAAUGUAGGAUCAGUUGAAAGAAAUCUUCAGUCAAGCUGGAGACGUGAUCCAAUCGAAAUGCCUUCCUCCAAGAGAAGGUCGCAAUUCCAAAGUUGG
Paramuricea clavata is the source of this 688-nucleotide messenger RNA. The record is from the annotation of a GenBank genome assembly. Lineage: Eukaryota; Metazoa; Cnidaria; Anthozoa; Malacalcyonacea; Plexauridae.